CGCCACUCAUGAGUAACAGAAAAGAGUGUCCAAACACACCGAGUUCCACAAUGGCAUUUAUUAAAGAGGAGAGUGAAGACAUUAAGAUUGAAGAAGCAGUCGGGGUGAAACAAGAAGAUACUGAGGAACAAACAGAUCUGAUGCCGCUGAAAGAGGAGUAUAAUUUACUGAAUGAAAUGGAAGAGAAACAUCCGUUUGAGAAGCAUCAUGAUUCUAUACCUGGAGAAAAAUGUUGCUCACAGCCUGAAAAGAGACCCCGAAAGUUACGGGCUCUGCCUCCGUUAAUCUGCUGUCAUUGUGGAAAGUAUUUCAAUCAACAUGCAAACCUUACAGUCCAUCUGAGAAUUCAUUCUGGAGAGAAGCCUUUCACCUGCCAAGAGUGUGGAAAGUGUUUUACUCAAAAAGCACACCUUAAAGUCCACAUGAGAGUUCACACUGGAGAGAGCUCUUUCACCUGCCAGCAGUGUGGAAAAUGUUUUAACAGAAAAACAAACUUUAUAUUCCACAUGACAGCUCAUACUAAAGAGAGCUCUUCCACAUGCCUGCAGUGUGGAAAAAGAUUUAGCAAAAAAGGAAACCUUAAAGAUCACAUGAGAAUUCACACUGGAGAGAAGCCUUACACAUGCCCUCAGUGUGGAAAGAGUUUUAGCCGAAAAGGAAAUCUUCGAGAUCACAUGAGAAUUCACACUGGAGUGAAGCCUUACACUUGCCAACAGUGUGGAAAAAGUUUCAAUCAAUCUAGUAACUUUAAAAUUCACAUGAGAAUUCACACUGGAGAGAGCUCUUUUAACUGCCAACAGUGUGGAAAAAGUUUUGAUCAACAAGGAAACCUUAGAAACCACAUGAUAAUUCACACUGGAGAGAAGCCAUUCGUGUGUAAUCAGUGUGGAAGGAGUUUCAACCUAAAAGGAAAUCUAAAAGUUCACAUGAGAGUUCACAGCGGAGAGAGCCCUUUCACCUGUCAACAGUGUGGAAAAACUUUUACUCGAAAAGGAAGCCUCAAAGUCCAUAUGAGAGUUCACACUGGAGAGCAGCCUUUUAUAUGCCUUCAGUGUGGAAAGGGUUUUCCACAUAAGAAAAACCUUAAAUCCCACAUGAGAAUUCACACUGGAGAGAAGCCAUUCAUAUGUGAUCAAUGUGGAAAGAGUUUCAGAUAUAAAUUUACCCUUAAUAACCACACGAGAAUUCACUCAACAGAAAAUUGAAUUAAAUGUCAUAAGUGUGGAAAGGGUUUCAGAGACAGAAAUCAGCUUAAGAAUCAUGAGAAAAAUUCACAUUAGAUAGAGGCUUUUCAUGUGCCAUCACCGUGGGAAGACUUGCAUAAACAAAUCAAUCCUUGAGGUUCACUUGAGAGUUCACACUAGAAUGAAGCCUUUCAUCUGGCCUUAGUGUGGUAUAAGAUUCACACUUAAAGCAAACAUUACCAUUCACAUGAGACCUCACACUGUAGAGAGGCCUUUCACAUACCUUCAGUGUGAAAAGGUUUUGCAUAUCAAACAGACUUGAAAUGUCAUUUGCUGACUUGUUCUGGAAUAAAAUUGUACUGUUCCUCAUUGAGGCAUAAGGCUUAUGAAAUACAACAGAUUCAGAAAUUACCUGCAUAUUCACUCUGAUAGAAGACCAUAUUCAUCACACCCACAGAUACACCGGAAAUGUCGUUGUGAAAAUUCUCAAAACAAAUAUAAACAAUUUGAUAUGAAACUGAAUCUGACUUUUCCAUUUCUGACAAUUCAUACAUUACAUGUCCCAUUUGGAAGCUACUAACACUACUACCCCAAUUCACAGAUGGAUUGCCUGAGGGAAGAAACUGUUCCUG
Messenger RNA from Sinocyclocheilus anshuiensis, 1816 nucleotides. Its product is annotated as gastrula zinc finger protein XlCGF8.2DB-like. The record is from RefSeq and is a predicted model, not a curated record. NCBI's taxonomy places the organism in Eukaryota, Metazoa, Chordata, Actinopteri, Cypriniformes, Cyprinidae. Gene Ontology annotation, biological process: regulation of transcription by RNA polymerase II. Gene Ontology annotation, cellular component: nucleus; PcG protein complex; chromatin. The transcript has 3 exons. Bases 9 to 1205 code for a protein of 398 amino acids. Gene Ontology annotation, molecular function: DNA-binding transcription activator activity, RNA polymerase II-specific; RNA polymerase II cis-regulatory region sequence-specific DNA binding.